Molecule: messenger RNA, 1023 nt
Organism: Moneuplotes crassus
Lineage: Eukaryota; Ciliophora; Spirotrichea; Euplotida; Euplotidae
Source: the annotation of a GenBank genome assembly
AAAUGUACAAGCUGAGAUCUUCAUGGGCUAAGAGAAAUGACAAAACCUAUGAUGGGAGUUACUUCGUCGAACAGAAGACAUUACAUCAAUCAAACUCUGUCAAAAACCAAACUGACCAUACCCAUUCUAGCCCCCAAAGAGUGAUCAGUAUUCUCAGAGACAGAUUUCUGGACUUUUUGAGUAAAAAACAGGCUAAGAAAGAGGACUUUUUUGGAAGGAAUAGGCUGAAGAGGGACAAGGGAGGAAAAGUGGUCUUUAAGAACGAGGUUUUGGCGGAUUUGGUCAGGAGGGGAGGAGCGGAGAAAGGGAAGGGGCAGAAGUCAUCUGUGUUUAUACUGAAGAGUCAGAAUCAGACGCCUGUCAAUGAAGUGAAUUUGGUGGAGAAGAAGGUGUUUAAGAUCUUGAAAAAUUCAGUGAAUGAUCAGAGUAAAAGUUCAAGGAAAGUGUUGAAGGGGUUGAAAAGUACUCAUAUCAGUAGGAAUUCGAAAAAGAAUAGUAGAAAGAAGGAGUUUAGAAAUGGAAAACAUCUUCUGGUUAACCAAGAUUAUAGUUUUGAUUUUAGUAGGAAUUAUUCGUCAUUAUUUCAAUCAAAAUAAUGUUUCUUUGACACAAAACUCCUUAAUGGACUUACCGUCCAGAAAUGAAACUGUGAGAAAGUCCUAUAACAUUGAACAAAGCCUGAAGGAGAGAUAUACUUCUAAAAUUUAUUCAAAAUCAAGGGACAAAUACUUAUUGCUUAGCAAUAAGUGUCCUUUAAAGGGAAAUAAAAUUUCUCUACAGCCAUAUAGUUCAAAUUGAGUUCCAAGUCUCCAUUCAACAUCAACACCUGGACUAAACAACGACCUCCCAGAGGUAUCAUGAAAAUCAAUUUGCCCAAAAAGCAAAAUUUCUUCAAAAAGCAGUCACAGGACCAGAAAAAGAAUACUCCUAAAACAUGCGAAACCUCACAAAAGUCUUGUCCAGUUCGUGCCUUAUCGGAGUACCACAAGGCCUUCACCCCCUAAUUUCUACUAAAAUCGUCCU